AUGCCUAAACCUAGAGGAAAAUCAAAGGUGAAGAGAGGAAAAAAGAGAAAAUCCGGGAAGAUCAAACACAAAAGUGGUGACUCAUCUCGACAGAAAAAGAUUAAACAGGAAAUUGACAUAUUGGGUAAAAUAGCUAUGGAGAACUUGUACUACAUCGCUCACAAUGCUCCAAGUGCACUAGUUUACCGUGGAUUUCGUUGGUCAGGAAUGAAAAUGAAAAAAGGGAAAGGCAAGAGGAAGGAAGUAAAAAAUGAUAACAUUACACAAACACUGAAUCAAAAUAAUAAAAAUUCUUAUUUGUCUGAACUUUGA
Trichobilharzia regenti is the source of this 312-nucleotide messenger RNA. The record is from the annotation of a GenBank genome assembly. Lineage: Eukaryota; Metazoa; Platyhelminthes; Trematoda; Strigeidida; Schistosomatidae.